AUGUUCUCGAAACUCGGUUCGGUGCUGGCCAUGACCAAGCCAAAUGGAGACGCAAUUCUGUCCAGCAAGCCAGAUGCUCAGGAACCACGGGCCCUCCCCGCAUCAUGGUAUCGGCAGGAUGAAAUGUAUCAACUCGAACGCCGCGCCAUUUUCUCUAAGCGAUGGCUUCUUGCCACGCACAAAUUGCGUUUCACCAAGCCCGGAGACUUUCUCCGCUUCGAAGAGGCUGGCUACCCAUUCGUGCUGUGUUUGGACAAGGAUGGAGAGACCAUCAAUGGCUUUCACAACAUCUGCAGGCACAGAGCCUUUCCAAUCGUCACAGAAGGGGAGGGAAACGCCAAGAUCUUUUCUUGCAAAUAUCACGGCUGGUCAUACGGGAUAAACGGAAAACUUGCCAAAGCACCACGCUUCGACACUGUUCCAACAUUCAACAAGGAGAACCAUAGCCUCUUUCCAGUUCAUGUGCAUAUCGAUGCCAUUGGAUUCGUCUGGGUCAACCUGGAUGCGUCCCCGGAACCAGAAGUGAAAUGGUCCGACGACUUCGAGGGUGUUGAUUCGCAGGAACGGUUCAAAUACUUUGACUUUUCUGAAUAUCACUUUGAUCACGUCUGGGGCAUGGAGGGCAAUUACAACUGGAAAACGCUUGCUGAUAACUACAACGAAUGUUAUCAUUGCCAGGUUGCGCACCCAGAUGUCAAGGCUAUAACAGACUUGACCUUUUACUACACCGUCUCGAAGCCCGGCUACAUUCAGCACUUCUCGCGACCCAAGAAGGGAACUGAGCAAGAUGAUAUCAAGAUCAGUAGCACAUAUUACUUUCCCAACUCCUGCAUGACUGUUUCGUAA
Messenger RNA from Fusarium musae, 846 nucleotides. RefSeq lists its product as uncharacterized. Bases 1 to 846 code for a protein of 281 amino acids. Gene Ontology annotation, molecular function: 2 iron, 2 sulfur cluster binding; iron ion binding. The record is from RefSeq and is a predicted model, not a curated record. Lineage: Eukaryota; Fungi; Ascomycota; Sordariomycetes; Hypocreales; Nectriaceae. The transcript has a single exon.